Messenger RNA from Saimiri boliviensis boliviensis (Bolivian squirrel monkey), 3666 nucleotides. RefSeq names its product niban apoptosis regulator 3 (gene NIBAN3). NCBI's taxonomy places the organism in Eukaryota, Metazoa, Chordata, Mammalia, Primates, Cebidae. The record is from RefSeq and is a predicted model, not a curated record.
CCGCUGCCACCCAGGUGCUCCUGAGCCGAGGAACGCGGGCGGUGGUCGCGGGGAGGGGAAGGGGAGCCCGGGGAGACCGCAGCAGGAUGGGCGGGCGGCCCUCGAGCCCUCUGGAUAAGCAACAGCGGCAGCACCUAAGGGAUCAGAUGGACACCCUGCUGAGGAACUUCCUGCCCUGCUACCGCAGGCAGCUGGCGGCAUCAGUCCUUCGGCAGAUCUCCCGAGAGCUGGGCCCCCAGGAGCCGGCUGGAAGUCAGUUGCUACGAAGCAAAAAGCUGCCCCGAGUCCGUGAGCACCAAGGACCCCUGACCCAGUUUCGGGGCCACCCACCCCGGUGGCAGCCGAUCUUCUGUGUUCUGCGUGGGGACGGCCGCCUGGAGUGGUUCAGCCACAAGGAGGAAUAUGAAAACGGGAACCGGCCCCUUGGCUCCACAGCCCUGACGGGAUACACACUCCUGACUUCCCAGCGUGAAUAUCUCUACCUUUUGGAUGCUCUCUGCCCGGCCUCCUUGGGAGACCGUACUCAGGAAGAGCCUGACUCUCUCUUGGAAGUGCCUGUGAGGUUCCCCCUAUUCCUCCAGCACCCCUUCCGCCGGCACCUCUGCUUCUCUGCAGCCACCAGGGAGGCACAGCAUGCCUGGAGGCUGGCACUGCAGGGUGGCAUCCGGCUUCGGGGCACAGUCCUGCAGCGAAGCCAGGCCCCUGCUGCCCGGGCCUUCCUGGACGCCGUCCGACUCUACCGGCAGCACCAAGGCCACUUUGGCGACGACGACGUGACCCUAGGUUCAGACGCCGAGGUGCUGACCGCGGUGCUGAUGCGGGAGCAGCUUCCAGCGCUGCGAGCUCAGACCCUUCCGGGCCUGCAGGGGGCCGGCCGCGCCCGCGCCUGGGCCUGGACUGAGCUUCUGGAGGCCGUUCACGCAGCUGUCCUGGCCGGGGCCUCCGCCGGGCUCCGCGCCUUCCAGCCCGAAAAAGACGAGCUGCUUGCGACGCUGGAGAAGACGAUCCGCCCGGACGUGGACCAGCUGCUGCGGCUGCGGGCGCGCGUGGCUGGGCGGAUGCGGACGGAUAUCAAGGGACCGCUCGAGUCCUGCCUGCGCCAGCAUGUGGACCCGCAGCUGCCCCGUGUCGCUCAGACCCUGCUGGACACCGUGGAAGCCUUGCUCGAGGUGGUGCGGACCCUCCUGGCUCAAGGCAUGGACCGACUGUCGGGCCACCUGCGCCAGAGCCCAUCGGGCACGAGGUUGCGCAGGGAGGUUUACGCAUUCGGGGAGAUGCCAUGGGACUUGGGGCCGAUGCAGACAUGCUACCGUGAGACCGAGCGGAGCCGGGGGCGCUUGGGGCAGCUGGCAGCACCGUUCGGCUUCCUGGGGAUGCAGAGCCUCAUGUUUGCGGCCCAGGAUCUUGCACAGCAGCUCAUGGCUGACGCCGUGGCCACCUUCCUGCAGCUGGCCGACCAGUGUCUGACCACGGCUCUCAACUGUGACCAGGCUGCCCAGAGGCUGGAGAGAGUCAGGGGGCGCGUGCUGAAGAAGUUCGAAUCGGACAGCGGGCUGGUGCAGAGGCGGUUCAUCCGAAGCUGGGGUCUCUGCAUCUUUUUACCUUUUGUGCUGAGCCAACUCGAGCCGAGCUGCAGGAAGGAGCUGCGUGAGUUUGAGGGGGAUGUCCUUGCCGUGGGCAGCCAGGCUCUGACCACCGAGGGCAUCUAUGAGGACGUCAUCCGUGGGUGCUUGCUGCAGAGGAUUGACCGAGAACUGAAAAAGGCCCUUGGUGCCAGUGAUGUAUCCUGCACUCUGGAUGGCUGCUUGGAGGUCCCAUGGGAACAGGAGGAAGCAGACGAGGAAACUGAGGCUGAGCGAGAAGGAGCGGCCUGUCCCAGGCAGCCAGGCUCUGGUGCCCAGAUCCAGCCACUCGGCCCAUCGCCUUCUCGAGGAACACUCCAGAGCUGAAUCUUCACCCGAAUCUAUCUUGUUUCUAUUGGAUAAAUGUCUACAAGUGGAAUUUUUGAGCCAAAAUGGAUAUGCCAUCUUUAGGCUUUUGUACCCACUGCCCCUCCAGAAAACUGUGCCAUUUUAUACUCCGAGCAGCAACAUUUGUGUAUUUUUUCCAAGUCUUUUCUUUUUUUUUUUUUUUGAGGUAGAGUCUUGCUCUGUUGCCUAGGCUAGAGUGCAGUGGCAUGAUCUUGGCUCACGUAACCUCCACCUCCCAGGUUCAAGUGAUUCUCCUGCUUCAGCCUCCUGAAUAACUGGGAUUACAGGCGCCUGCUGCCAUGCCCAGUUAAUUUUUGUAUUUUUAGUACAGACGAGGUUUCACCAUGCUGGCCAGGCUGGUCGCAAACUCCCGUCCUGAAGUGAUCUGCCCUGCCUCGGCCUCCCAAAGUGCUGGGAUUACAGGCAAGAGCCACGGAGCCCAGCCAUUUUUUUUUCUAAUAAUAGAGACAGGGUCUCGCUAUGUUGCCCAGGCUGGACUUGAACUCCCGAACUCAAGCCAUCCUUCUGCCUCAGCCUCCCAAAGUGCUAGGAUUAUAGGAGUGAUCCACCCUGUCCAGCCUCCAAAUCUUCUCAACACAAGGACUUUUCAUAAAAAGAAGAAACUAUGCCAAUUAGACACACACAGUAAUCUCAUUCUUUUAUUUCAAAUUUCUUUGACUAAAUUGAACUUACAAAUAAGUUUAUUACGGCUGGGCGCAGUGGCUGAUGCCUGUAAUCCCAGCACUUGAGAGGCUGAGGCGGGCAGAUCACUUGAGCUCGGGAGUUCAAGACCAGCCUGGCUCACAUAGUGAGACCCCAUCUCUACAAACAAAUACAAAAUUAAUAGCCGGGAGUGGUGGCUGAUGCCUGUAAUCCCAGCACUUUGGGAGGCGGAGACAGUUGGAUUGCUUGAAGACAGGAGUUUGAGACCAGCCUGGGCAACAUGGCGAAACCCCAUCUCUACUAAAAAAAAAAAAAAAAAAAAACAAACAAACAAAAAAAAACUGAGCUGAGAUGGUCGAUUUACCUAUUUACCUAAGCCUGGGAAGUCAAAGCUGCAGUGAGUGGUGAUUGUACCACUGCACUCCAGCCUGGGCCAUGGGGGUGAGACCCUGUCUCAAAACACAAGAUCCAAAUAUGUUGAUUAGCCAUUGGCAUGUUUGUAGUUCUGUUUUUUUAUUUUAGCGAAUUGCCUGUCCAUAGCUUUGUUCUACUUUUCAGGAGUGUUUAUGUUUUUCUUACUGAUAUCUAAUCACUUUUUUUUUUUUUUUAAUCUCAAGGAUAUGAAGGCUUCGUGAUACAGGUUACAGAUUUUUUUUUUUUUCCCCUCGGCUUGCUGUGAGCUGUUAGGGUUUGUUUCCUAGCUGCAAAUCUUAACUUGGUAUCAGGUUUCCCGGCUGGGAGAGCAGCUUUUCCAGAACUCCCUCUGCUUGCCAGAAAAGUCAUCUGCUAAGUAGAUAUUGGCAGCCUCUCCACUCUCAUGAACUUUGCAGCUGCUUCCGGAGUGGGUUCCACAGGGAUUCCCCUGUGUUCUUGGUUCCGCUUACAGAGGGACUGUCACACUCCAUGGGGACACUUUCCUCCCAUUCUAUCUGGAGUUUUCAGCCUUCCCUAAGACAAUGAGAUAUUCCUGACCUUUCCAGCUAUUUCCCUCCAGCCCCACCUUCCGAAAUACAUUUGCGCAUACAUUUGCACU